Molecule: messenger RNA, 588 nt
Organism: Elephantulus edwardii (Cape elephant shrew)
Lineage: Eukaryota; Metazoa; Chordata; Mammalia; Macroscelidea; Macroscelididae
Product: induced myeloid leukemia cell differentiation protein Mcl-1 homolog
Exons: 5
Coding region: 1-588 (195 amino acids)
Biological process (GO): mitochondrial fusion; positive regulation of apoptotic process; intrinsic apoptotic signaling pathway in response to DNA damage
Cellular component (GO): mitochondrial outer membrane
Molecular function (GO): channel activity; protein homodimerization activity; protein heterodimerization activity
Source: RefSeq, a predicted model, not a curated record
AUGCUGGGAUUGAAGAGAAACGCGGUCAUCGGACUGAACCUGUACUGUGGGGGUGCCGGCUUGGUGGCCGGCCCCAGCGGCGGCGCGCCUACCGGAGGGCGACUUUCGGCGCCGGGCCGGCGGGAAGGAGGGGGAAGGGAAGCCGCCGCCAGCAGGAAGGCGCUGGAGACCCUCCGGCGGGUCGGCGACGGGGUGCAGCGCAACCACGAGACGGCCUUCCAGGGUAUGCUUCGCAAACUGGACAUCAAAAACGAAGAUGAUGUCAAAUCUUUCUCUCGAGUCAUGGUCCAUGUUUUCAAUGACGGAGUAACAAACUGGGGCAGAAUUGUGACUCUCAUAUCUUUUGGUGCCUUUGUGGCUAAACAUUUAAGAAGUAUAAACCAAGAAAGCUGCAUCGAACCAUUAGCAGAAAGUAUCACAGAUAUUCUCGUAAGGACAAAACGGGACUGGUUAGUCAAACAAAGAGGCUGGGAUGGGUUUGUGGAGUUCUUCCAUGUAGAGGACCUAGAAGGCGGCAUCAGAAAUGUGCUGCUGGCUUUUGCAGGUGUUGCUGGAGUUGGAGCUGGUUUGGCAUAUCUAAUUAGAUAG